Molecule: messenger RNA, 291 nt
Organism: Penicillium roqueforti
Lineage: Eukaryota; Fungi; Ascomycota; Eurotiomycetes; Eurotiales; Aspergillaceae
Exons: 3
Coding region: 1-291 (96 amino acids)
Source: RefSeq, a predicted model, not a curated record
AUGUUUUGGAGUGUAGAGAAACCUCUCGCAUUACGUCAGUCACUAGAAUCCCCAAAUGGUUCGGGCAAGUUCCACCAGCCUAUGGCAAAUCAAGUGUUAUUCGUUAGGCUUUUAUGGCGAUCCGAUGCCAGUCUUUUAUUCCUCGGUCUAGAAAAAGGUGCACGGAAGGCGGUCUGGACUGAAGGGAAGAUAAAUUCCAAAACUCGGGCAUUUCGGGCAGUAGAAGUUGACGGAAAUACGGUGAACUCGGUACACGAGCAGAGCGUUAAUACUCGGCGGUGGUCCAAAUAG